GGUCUGGGGGUACAGAACAGCUUGGGUUGGGGUUUGGGUUUGGGUCUGGAGGUGCAGCUGUGGCUCAGGGGGACAUCCCCAGUGCCACUGGUGGGGGGCUCAGGCUCAGCCAGGACGGGGGUCCCCUGGGUGACCCCCAGGGUGUCAGCCCCUGCCAGCAGCUGAGUCCCCAGCACAGGCAGCCCUGGGGGGGCUCAGGUGCAGCUGCACAGGUGCCUUUGCUGCAGGGCCCUGCCCAGGGGCUGCCCCAGGGCAGGGGGAGCCCUGAGCAGCCCCCCCUGGCUCCUGCCAGCCCCCCCGAGGCUGCCCCAGCCCCAGGGAGGAGGUUCCUGAGCUGUGUGCACAUCACCCUGUCCUGCAGCACCCAUCCCCCCGGGCUGGGCUGGGAUGGGAUGAGGGGGAGCCACAAACCUCCAGCCCAGGCUCAGGGGUCACCAGCAGCUCCAGAGGCUUCAGCUGCUGAGCUCCCUCCUGCCCAGGGUCCCAGCCCAGAGCUGCAGGGCAGGGCCAGGGCUCAGCUCCAGGGCUCGGGGGCUCAGGGGACCCCCAGCCCUGCCCCUCCUGCAGGAGCUGCCAGCAGGGUUUGUGGUGCUGCCUCUCAGACCAGCGUGGAGAGCCCCAGCAGAGCCAGCCCGGCAGCAGGAGCCUGUGUGCAGCCCCAGGAGCAGGAACACGCUGCCCUGCCCGUCCCUGCUCCACCCCACAAGGACAUCCCUGCCUUCCCCAGGCAGCCUGCCCAGCCCCUGCUGCUGCCCUACAAGCCCUGGGGCAGCUCUGGGAUGUACUAUGUGCCUCUCCAGCAGUCUGCCCCCAGCCCGUGCCCAGGGCAGCCCCAGGCCAGAGGACACAGCUCCCACUCAGGCUCAGAGGAGGCUCCUGCAGGGCUCCUGGCCCCGGUGCUGCCUCUCAGGGACAGUCCCAAUCCCAUCCCAGCUGCCCAGCAGAGAGGGACAGCCCAUGGCCACAGGCCUGAGCAGCAGGGGAAGGCAGUGGAGCAGCUCUCAGGGCCCACAGAUGGCUGCAGGAGUGUGAAGGGCCCUGGAGCUGCCCCUGGGAGCUGCUGCCUGGAUCCCUGGGGGCUCUGCAGGCACAGCCUGCCCUGCUCAGCUGCUGCCCUGGCCCCAGGGGGACAGCAGCAGUUCUUCCCCCUCCCUGCAGAGCAGGAUGAGAGCAGGGUGGAGGAGCUGGGGGCCAGGGCACCCCCUGGCCAAGGGGCUCCCCCUGAGCACAGGGGCCAGCCCAGGGCAGGGCUGGGUGAGCUGUGGCUGAGCUUCCUGGAGAGGCAGAGGGGGCAGAGGGGGCAGCAGGGCCAGGAGGGGCAGCUGAGCCUGGUGCAGCGCCUGGAGCGCCUGGCCAGGCUCCUGCAGAGCCCCAUCAGGCACAGCCUGGCAGCUGGGGGGCAGGCCAGGCUGCAGGGCAGGCAGGGCAUGCAGGAAAUGCAGCACCUGCAGGGCAGGGAGCAGCCAGCAGGAAAACCCAGGGCUGGGAGCAGCACCGAGCCCAGGGCAGGGGCAGAGAGAGCAGAGCACGGGGUGAGCCAUGGCCAGAACAGCCUGGGGGAGCCCAGGGCAGAGCUCAGGGUGAGCCACGGCCAGAACAGCCUGGGGGAGCCCAGGGCAGAGCUCAGGGUGAGCCACGGCCAGAACAGCCUGGGGGAGCCCAGGGCAGGGGGAGAGAGAGCAGAGCUCAGGGUGAGCCAUGGCCAGAACAGCCUGGGGGAGCCCAGGGCAGAGCUCAGGGUGAGCCAUGGCCAGAACAGCCUGGGGGAGCCCAGGGCAGAGCUCAGGGUGAGCCAUGGCCAGAACAGCCUGGGGGAGCCCAGGGCAGGCAGGGCAGGGCUCAGGGUGAGCCAGCAGCUGGAAAAGGCUCUGCAGGAGCUCAGGGAACAGAAACCAGGGCACAGGGUGUCCCAGCAGCUGGAAAAGGCUCUGGAGGAGCUCAGAGCAGACAGAGAAGGGCACAGGGUGUCUCAGCAGCUGGAAAAGCUGGAGCAGCUCAGGGCAGGGCACAGGGUGUCCCAGCAGCUGGAAAAGCUGGAGCAGCCCCCAGCAGCUCCCAGUGAUGGCUCCUCAGAGCCCAGCAGCUGCAGCAGCCCAGGGUGGGACACAGGGACCCUGGCAGGGCUGGACACGUCCCCAGGCUCGGGGGACAGCAGCUCCCUGUCCCUGUCCCUGUCCACCAUUGACACGGGCAGGCUGCUGAGAGCCUUUGGGCAGCAGAGGCUGGGGCUGCCCCCACAGCCAGCCCCACAGCCAGCCCCACAGCUGUCCCCCAAGCUGUCCCCCAAGCUGUCCCCCAGGCUGGCCCAGCUGUACUGGGCCAUCAGGCAGCAGCAGAGGCGCUCCGAGCAGCGGGCUGGGGGCACUGGGAGCACUGGGAGCACUGGGAGCACUGGGAGCACAGCAGCCACGCUGGGACGUGCUGAGAGCCCCGGGGAGGGGCAGCACAGCCAGAGCUCCAUCCCCAUUUCCUGGGACUCCACUGGUGCCAGCAGCAGUUCCUGGGGGCCCAGCUCUGCCCUGGGCAAGAAGCGACGGGCACGGAUGCUGAGCAAAGGGGUCCAGGCAGGAGCCCUGGAGAUCGUCAGCAGUGCCACCAGGAGGAACACGAGGGACGUUGGGGUGACGUUCCCCACGCCCAGGAGCAGCCAGCAGCUGCAGCAGCCCCCAGGGCCCAGCCAGGAGGGGCCAGCAGCAGGCUGCCAGCAGCCCUGGGCACAGCUGGGCACGGACAGACAGAGCACGAGGAGGAGCAGGAUGCACUGGCAGCAAGGGCUGCCGUGGCUGGCCCAGGCAGAGGCCCUGCAGAGUGGCCCGAGGAAGGAGAACCGGGCCAGUGUCGGUGCUGGCCCCGGGCCGGCGUGGUUCGAGCCCUGGGGCAGCGCCCGGAGGGAGCCCCUGCGGGAGAGGAACUGGGAGCAGGGCAGCAGCGCCCCGGGGCAGCCCCUGGGCAAGCUGUCCCUGCAGGAGGCGCUGGCCCUGCGCCGCCCCGAUUUCCUGUCGCGCUCGGGGCAGCGCCUGCGGCAGCUGCGGCUGCUGAGGGAGCAGAGGAGGCUGCAGAGGGAGCGCCUGGCACAGCUGGCACAGCUGGCACAGCUGGAGCAGCUGCUGCCAGCCCCGGGGGAGCAGCUGGAGCCGCUGCAGCCUGCAGGGACCAGGAAGGAGGGCAGGCCUGCCCCGCAGCCCCUGCCCGACCGAGGUUUCCUGACGAAAGAAAGAAGAAGAGCAAUUCCCAAGAGGGAAAUGCUUCAAAGGUCUAAAAGGAUCUACGAGCAGCUGCCCGAGGUGAGGAGGAGGAGGGAGGAGGAGCAGAGGAGGCAGGAGUACAGCUCCUACCGCCUGCGGGCCCAGCUCUACAAAACCAAAAUCACCAACCGUGUCCUGGGCAAGAAGGUGUCCUGGAGCUGAGGGAGCAUCUCCAGGCAGCUGGCACAGCAGUAAAUGAUUCUGCAGCCCCACUUUGUGCUCCUGGGUCACUUUGUGCUGAUUCACCUGCCCUGGGGGGCAGCCAGUGCUCUGGGGGGAGUGACAGGGUUUGAAAUAGUAGCUGGGUUUUUAUAGUGGUGUUAGGCACUUCCAGAGGAGAAACUGAGUCUGGAAAAACUUGGUUCAUGAUGUAUUUAUAACUCCCUGGUUGGAAUAGCAGUUUUAUAUAUUUAUUUUCAAUGAGUUUUAAUGAGGAUAUUUUUAAUUUUUUAUUUUUUUUAACUCUUGUCUCAAUGUAGAAAAUCCACUUGUUAUGUUUUGUACCUGAAUAAAACACCUGAGCUGUUGCA
Molecule: messenger RNA, 3775 nt
Organism: Oenanthe melanoleuca
Lineage: Eukaryota; Metazoa; Chordata; Aves; Passeriformes; Muscicapidae
Gene: ALMS1
Product: ALMS1 centrosome and basal body associated protein
Exons: 11
Coding region: 393-3407 (1004 amino acids)
Biological process (GO): regulation of centriole replication
Cellular component (GO): centriole; cytosol; centrosome
Source: RefSeq, a predicted model, not a curated record